Molecule: messenger RNA, 2942 nt
Organism: Vigna angularis (adzuki bean)
Lineage: Eukaryota; Viridiplantae; Streptophyta; Magnoliopsida; Fabales; Fabaceae
Exons: 3
Coding region: 514-2463 (649 amino acids)
Cellular component (GO): recycling endosome
Molecular function (GO): guanyl-nucleotide exchange factor activity
Source: RefSeq, a predicted model, not a curated record
AUUGCAAAUCUAACUAAUUCUAUUUCUCUUAAAUUCCCAAAAUAUCGCACUAAUUCUAUUUCUCUAAAAUUCCCAAAGUGUGUGAUAUUACCCUUCUUCAUCCAUUUCCAAUACCCUUCUCGUUACCUACACCUGUCAUACAAUUUCUCAAUUUGGAUUUGAGCCACCCCUUUACAUUUUCAGGUACCCAUUUUCCAGAUCUUCAUCAAUCAAUCAAUUAAUUUCAUUUUCGUUUCGUUUUCUAAAUCCUGGAUCUUGUGGAAGCCCUUUUCGGUUCCUAAUCUGCUACCCAGAGUAACACGAACAAGUAGUUAAGCAAGGUUGUUUUUGGUGUAGCAUCAUAAUUCUUGCGCUUUUGGCGUUAGAGAAUAAAACCCAAUUCUCAGAUUUCCACCUUUUCAUUUGGGUUUCCCUUAGACAUUAAGCCCCGUUGACCAAUGAAUGUGAUAAUGCUGGUUUUGUAGCGGGAAACUGAGGUUGGUGUGUACAAUUUUUGUGUAUAUUUUGGAAGAUAUGAGUAGGUCUCCUUCGUUUUCAGUGAGAACAGAAGUGAGCCCGAGUGUUGAUUCAGAAUCAUUGCAACGAUGGGUUGUUGCCUUUUGUGUUAUAAGGUUUGAUCUUGAACAAGGCCAGCUUGUGGAAGAGUGUUAUCCACAGGGUUGUCUUUCACACGAUGAGGAGCUUGAAAUUGCUUAUAGUUCCUUUCCUGAUUCCGUUUCACAGCACCAGAACCGAUCUAGCAUUCACGAUUGUAUCUUCUUUUUCCGAAUUCGCCGGUUUCUUACGAAGUCAUUAGAUGAAAAGAGUGUUGCUGAUAGUAGCAAUGCUUCCAAAUUCUUGUAUGGUUAUGUGUUCAAUAGGCAGAGACAGGAUGAGCGAUUAAAGCGAGGCGGGGAGCAGAAGUCUGUUGUUAUUUUGUCUUAUAAUCCUUAUUCAAGUGUGUUUAGACCUUUGUUGCAAAUUGUGGGCCCUUUGUUUUUUGACAUUGGCAAGAAAGCUUUGGAGCAUAUUGCUGCUUAUGUUUCUAAAUGGCCUGCUCCUGUUCCUGGUAAGGUGAUGGAUCUUCCUAUCGGAAAUGCAACACUUAAAGUGAAUUUGCCACCUGCUCACAGUUUGCCUUUGGAAGGUGAAGUUUUUUUUGAAGAGGGUGCUUCUUCUAUGACACCCUUUGUUCCAAAUAACCAGCCUGUCCCACAAGGUCUUUUUCAUGAUUCAGAUCUUUUUGGUUCGUUCCGAGGGAUUUUAUUGCAGCUUUGGCUGUUGUGGGAGUUGUUACUCAUUGGUGAACCUAUUCUCAUCAUUGCUCCCACACCUCCCCAGUGUUGUGAGGCCGUAGCUAGUCUUGUGAGUUUGGUUGCUCCAUUACUUUGCAGUGUUGAUUUCCGGCCUUACUUUACCAUUCAUGAUCCGGUCUUUGCACGCUUAAACUCAAUCCAAGAAGGUGAAGCUUUCCCACCAAUGAUUUUAGGGGUGACAAACCUUUUCUUCCUCAAAGCUCUGCGUAACAUCCCGCACAUUGUCUCAGUUGGAAGUCCUCCUCCUAAUUCAAACAGGCUUACUCUUACGAGUAGGUCCACUGGUAGAAUUUCUGGCAGACCAGAAGGUCUUGGGAUUCAACAACUUUCCUUAAAUAAGUUCUCUCCUUCGAAUUUAUUGAGUGCAGUUAGAUUGCGGAGAGAUGGUCCUCUUUGUCUCAUGACAGAACAUAAGGAGGCCAUUUGGAGUACCUAUUCUGCCACAACGAAGCCAGAUACUUCUAUCCUGAAUAGGCUUAUAGAUGCUGGGUUGUCACCUAGAGUUGAGGAGUCAAUGUCUGUUGUGAACAAUGAGAUACUACGGAGACACUUCUUGGAGCUCACUACUAACUUUUUGGCUCCUUUUAGCCCAUAUUUUAGGACAUCAAUACCAUCAGAAGGAUUUUCUCCUUAUAUAGACCCUCCUUCUCUACCUCCAUUCAAUGCUGAUGAAUUUCUUGCAAGUUUAUCAGCAAGAGGUCCAGGGAAGUUUAUAUUAAAGCGAAUGAGAUCUAAUUGGCUUGACUUGUACAGGCGAUUCCUACAUGGACCCAACUUUAUGCCAUGGUUUAAGAGGAGGCGUGCUAUUGCUGAACAGGAGCAAGGUAGAUUAUGGAGGCAAGCCAGAAUGAAAUCUGAUAUCCAACAGCUUAUUUCUAGACUGUCUGAAUUGGAAAUUGUGGAUUCAUUCAAUGUUAUAGAGAGACUUCUCCUCAGAGAAAUACAGCUGCAGCAAUCUGGAAGGGGUGGUGUUGAUUCCAUGGCAACCUGUCGAAAACUAAAGAUAGACCUUCAGGCUGUUUUCCACGUGCUUUCAAAGGACAUGCAGCAACUAUUGCUUUCAAAUCCUGAAAGGGCAUCUCUUCUUCAAGGAAGUCUGGAGUCACCAAAACUCCCAGGGCGUCCCCUCAUACAAGUUGCGGUUGUGUCUUCUACAUCACCCCGGUAACAGGAAAAACAUGAAACCAGUAUUCUUGAAUCUUUCUUGUGCUUCUGAGGGACAAAUUAGUUCCUGGUCUACUUCCAUCUUCAGAGAAGUUCUCUGAUUCAUGAUAAGUCAUGUGGGGUAAGACUCUUUGGUGCACAUGCUGAAAGCCUUUCAACUCACUUGUUUGCCGAUUUUAUCUUCAAAUACACAGAAGAGCAUUGACAGGAAUUUAUGUUAGUCAAACACUUCAAGCAGCCGGUGUGCUGUAUAUAAUAACUUCUCUCUUGGCAAAUGUGGAUGGAAAGUUCUUUUGGUGUUAAAUUUAUGAGGCUUUGUAUUUUUGGAAUUGAGGCUUCGUGUUGUUUCCUUUCUCAAAAGAUCAAUCUGUAAAUUAUUAACUGUUAGUUUUUGGUGGUGCUCUCCCAUAGUUUCUUUACAAUGCUUGUAUCUGGGAAUUCAUUUACUUUGUAGUUUAUCAAAUCUAUUAAUAUUUUGUGGGA